This is a messenger RNA of Fomitopsis serialis, 2608 nucleotides long. RefSeq names its product ribosome biogenesis protein tsr1. Gene Ontology annotation, molecular function: U3 snoRNA binding; GTPase activity; GTP binding. The transcript is spliced from 9 exons. Gene Ontology annotation, cellular component: nucleus; preribosome, small subunit precursor. Lineage: Eukaryota; Fungi; Basidiomycota; Agaricomycetes; Polyporales; Fomitopsidaceae. The coding region runs from base 125 to 2509 and encodes 794 amino acids. Gene Ontology annotation, biological process: endonucleolytic cleavage of tricistronic rRNA transcript (SSU-rRNA, 5.8S rRNA, LSU-rRNA); maturation of SSU-rRNA from tricistronic rRNA transcript (SSU-rRNA, 5.8S rRNA, LSU-rRNA); ribosome biogenesis. The record is from RefSeq and is a predicted model, not a curated record.
CAUUCUCCUCGCGUUCUCCUGCAGGCUCAGAGUCACGCAGGCUCAUCCACUGCACAUCCGAAAUCGACUGAUUCUCUUACCUCUGGUUCACCGGAAUUCUUUGCGUCUGGAUGAAAAGAUAACCAUGACUGCAUCCGCUCACCACCACCGGCCGACUCUCAAGCAGCAAAACAAAUCGUUCAAGUCCAAACAUGCCUCAAAAGGAGCCUUGAAAGAGGCCGCGAAAGGCAAGACUGCUAGGCAGUCGCCAAAAUCUACGCCGGCCUCGAAUGUUGCCGCACAAACACGACUAAACCGGCGCAACAACUCAAAACAAGCACAGAUUAAGAAGCGACAAGAGCUCGUCUCAGCAACCCGCAUCUUCAACGGAGUAGAUGGUGCUCCGCGCAUCGUCGCAGUCGUCCCUCUUGCGGACGAUGUAUCAGCACAAAACGCCGCAGUGGCAUUGGCACAGUCUUUGGACCCAUCUGCCGAGGGUUCUUCAAACGGGGAAGUCUGGAAGCUCAGAGCAGACCGCUUCAAGACCUCCCUGCAAUUCAUCCCCCUCCCAUACAAACAACUAUAUGCAACCCUCGAUGCGUGCAAAGCAGCCGACUACGUCGUCUUCGUCCUCUCCUCAACCGUCGAGGUCGACGGCUGGGGCGACACCCUCCUGCGCACGCUCCAAGCACAGGGCCUCCCCGAAGUCGUUACCGUCGUCUCCUCCUCUGAUGGCCCGAUGGAGCCGAAGGAAAAGUCGGGCAUCAUGAAGAGCCUGCUGAGCUUUAUUCAGUACUUCGUUCCGAGCCAGAGCAGAGUGUACGACAUGCACACGGGCGCGGACGCGCUCAACGCGAUGCGCGGGCUGUGCGAGGGCCGCCCGAGCGACGUCAAGUGGAGGGAGGGCAGGACGUGGGUGGUCGGCGAGCAAGUACGGUGGGAGGAUGGGUCCCUCAGAGUGACGGGUGUGAUUAGGGGCGCGCCGCUGUCUGCGAACAGGCUAGUGCAUCUGCCGAACUACGGGGACUUCCAGAUAUCCAAGGUCAUGUCUGCGCCUCUGCCCCGCCGUUCGAAGGGUUCUUCAGAGGACGUGAUGGAGAUCGAACCGACGCUCCUUGCCGAGCCAGAGGUCUCUUCCGCGGAUUCUCUCGUCUCGAGCAACGACCCCGACGACAUGGCGAACGAGCAAACUUGGCCCACGGAAGAGGAGAUGCGCGGCGCACCAAACGGCAGCACGGCAGACGGCAUCCCCGACGCCAACGUCGGGACGACGCCUAAACGGGUACGGAAGGUACCCAAGGGCAUGAGCGAGUACCAGGCUGCUUGGAUCGUCGAUGAGAGCGACGAAGACGAAGAAGAGGGUGAGGAGGGGCAGCCCGGUGAGCCAGAAGGCGACGAGGAGAUGCAGGAAGCAGAAGAGGAGGAAGAGAUGGUGGAGCUGCCUGACCAGGAGAUGGAGACCGAGAGCCGGCGGAGCGUUGCGUUCCAGGACCUGGAUAUGGAGGAGGAAGAUCGACAGCUUGAGAAUUGGCGCUCGCGCAAUCACGAACAAGAGGAGAAGGACGACCUCGCUUUCCCCGACGAAAUCGAUACACCACUAGACGUCACCGCGCGAACUCGCUUCCAGCGAUACCGUGGUCUGCGAUCGUUCCGCACCAGCCCAUGGGAUCCCUACGAAAACUUGCCUCGUGAAUACGCAAGGAUCUUCCAGUUCGAGGACUACAAGCGGACUGAGAGGGCUGUGCGGAAGAGAGCAGAAGAAGACGGGACAGGCAUUGAGCCUGGCACCCGGGUCACUGUCUUCGUGAAGGACGUACCUGAGGAAGUUGCCAAGCAGAGCUCAGCAGCAGCUCCCUUCAUUCUCUUCGGUCUUAUGCAGCACGAACACAAGAAGACCGUGCUGAACUUCGCCGUGCAGCGCAACACGGAGUACGACGGCUCCGUGCGGUCCAAAGACCCUCUCAUUCUUUGUGUGGGCCCGCGCAGGUUGCGCGUCAACCCAGUCUACAGCCAACAUACACGCGGAGGAGGGAAGGGCGCGAACAACGUGCACAAGUUCGAGCGAUACCUGCGGCAUGGUGUCACGAACGUGGCGACCACGUAUGGCCCUGUUGUGUUCGGCCAGCAGCCUUGCUACUUGCUCAGGGAUACCGAAGACCCUCAGGCACCGGAACUGGUAGCCAUGGGCAGUUUCAUGAACCCGGAUACGACACGCAUCAUCACCAAGCGUAUCAUUCUCACUGGGCAUCCCUUCAAAGUGCACAAGAAGACCGCCACUGUGCGGUAUAUGUUCUUCAACUCAGACGAUAUCAACUACUUCAAGCCUAUCCAACUGUACACCAAAUACGGGCGAACAGGUCACAUCAAGGAGUCCUUGGGUACGCACGGAUACUUCAAGGCGCAUUUCGACGGGCCGAUCAACCAGAUGGACACGGUCUGCAUGUCGCUAUACAAGCGUGUCUACCCGAAGUGGAGCGACCUAUGGAAAGAGCCCACGACGGCUUCGUCUUCGGACGCGAUGGAGGAGUGAGAGUCUUACUGGGCAUAUGUCGUCUACUGUUGUAUCCUGUUUUGGAUGUAUCUUGCAUAGAUGUACUUUGGAUACUCAUCACUUUGGCUCUGCGACACA